AAAAACCGAAAGGGGCGGCAGGCUGGCCGGAGAGAGAAAGACGACGGGAGGGGGCAGUGAAAGUAGAGCUGGGAUGCAGGCAGCGAAUCACAUGAGCAUGGAUCUGUUUACAAACUGAGAGCUCCAUAGAGGUAAAGUCAAAAGACGGGAACAAGCGCAAGACCAAAACGAAGGAUCGACACUUUCAUCUGAAGGAUUGAGCUGUGUCACGUAGCCUCAUUUAUGUUGGGCUUUAUAGCAGGAAUGCAGGUGAAGAAAUGAAGAGCUGCUUUCAACAAGAACACCGAGGCUGCUUGCUUGGCUGGCUUCGUUGCUGCCAUCCGUGUCCCUUCCCUAUGUAUCUCCAUAAUUGGCCACGGCAGGUUUUCACACCCAGAGAGGAAGAAAGCGACGUGGAUAUCUAAAAGAGGAGUGAAGACAAGAAAGCUAAGCCUCGUGACAAUGUUUUGAGUGGGAGACGAAGCUAAAGGUACUGCACAGUUAAAAAAAAAAAAAAAAAAACCCUUCAAGCACAGUGUUGUAUGGGAAUUGAAAUAUUUUUAUUCAUUGGGUUCCCUCUCCGCACUGUAGGGCUUCACUCUUCAAGACUUGUUAUUUUCUAGGUUGACAAGGACGUUUGAGAAUUUGAGUUUAAUCCCAUGGGAAUCAUGGAGUAAGUUUGUGCCAUAUUUUUGGGUGAAACAUCACUGACAUUGUAAUUGGAGGACAAAUAAGGAGCUAGUGAUGACUUCUUGAGAAACUGAUUGUCACUUUAGGGGAUAAAGUACUGUGACAUCAAGAACUGGAAAAUACAACUUUUUUGCUUUACAGAAGCAAUCACUAUCAAGUUGCGCCUUUGCGGAAUUAAUUACUCUUCUCCAAACAUUUCUUGACUUGGACAUCUGUACAAUCCACAAUAUUUCAUGCAACCUUUCCAGUGGUGCAACGGGUGUCGGUGUGACCUUGCAUUGCAGAACUCAGACCCCACCUGCAAGAUGACAUCUCGAGAGCUCUUCGAUUUGCCGCUUAAUGUCUAUAUCAUCAUUCUGGGCAUUGCCCUUUUUAUCCUAUUGGUCAUUUUCAUUUUCUGCUGCUACCUGUACAGACUCAGCCGGCAAAAUGCAAGAGAAUACUAUGGCUAUAAUGAGGUGGUUCUUAAAGGAGCUGGCAAAAAGCUGAACCUUGUUGGGCAAACAUGCGCUGUAUGUUUAGAAGAGUUUCGCAGCCGGGAUGAGCUUGGAGUGUGCCCGUGUUCCCAUGCUUUUCAUCAAAAGUGUUUAAUGAAAUGGUUAGAGAUCCGUAGUGUCUGCCCCAUGUGCAACACACCAAUGUGCAGCCUGGAGCCACGGACUUCACAAGCUACUGAGCAGGCACAGGGCCUCCUGGAGGUCUGAGACGGACUGCAAAUAAUACAUACACAACCUGCCAUUGCUUUUUAAAUGACACCAGUUACAUACAACAACAGCAGUACAGUAACAUAAUUACAAGAGAAGUCUUGCAGAAGGACUUUGUCAAAUGUGAGUGUGCUCUCAAAUAAUUGUUUAACUGCUCAUAGAUAUGGAUUAAAAAUCUUGUGUUAAAGCAAUUUUCUUCAAACUGUCUGAGAAAAAGUUGGAUUUAAAAAAAGCCAAAUACCCAGUGUUCCCACUGUCUGCAUGUUUUUUUUUUUUCAACAACUAUUCCACAGUCACUUUCAAUUUAUUGUGCACACCAUUUUGUUCACUUGUCUGCUUAAUUUAUGAGGCGCAAAAGCCAAAUAAAAAGGUUAACGCACAUUUACGUAGGAAAUUAAACUUAAGGAGACAUAAUUGUACAAUCUCUUAACAAUUUGAAUUAAAAGCUGACCUAUGACAAAUCUAAAUAAUAAUGUGUACAUCCUAUUUAUUAUUUACUUAUUUAGAAAUUUAAGGAAGUUGGUCCAGAAUUUGCCAGCCACAUUUAGUCUAAUUUUAAAUCGUUCUCAGUAGACCCUUGAAUGGGAAAAGUGGUAUAAUGUCUACAAAUAUGUUUAUAUGUACGCAUGUACAUUUAUAAAAUUGUAUUCGUAAUGGUUGACUUUUGUUCUUGGAAAAAAAAAAUCAAUACAAGCAUUAUAUCUGUCAGACCUUUUGCUCAUUUUGUGUCUUUCUUUUUUUCCCCCACUUGUUUUUUAUUCCCUUUUACAAAACCAAUCACAUUUACACCCAGUGUAUCGAAAUGACAGACAAAAAACCAAGGCAAGAUACACCAACAAAUCAGAAAGAAAAACAUGCAUAUAUAAGUUAAAUAAUAAAAAUAAAUAAAUAAAUAAAAAUAACACUAGUCUACAGUAACGUGGCCCAACCUUCAAUCUCUCCUGAAUAAUCCAGUCCACAUCAAAGUUCUUGUUUAUCGUUUGAAAUUGGUGCCCUCUUUUAUUUUCUAAAGUCUCUCCAUUUCUUCCAUUUCUCUUCAAAUUGACUUUCUUGUAGUCUUAAUCUAAACGUAAUUCUUUCCAUUUCACAUAGCUCUUCCACCGUACACAUCCACUGCUCCUCAGUUGGCUGAUCCACUUUACACCACAGUCUCGUGAUUGCUUUUUUACUUGCCGUCAGCAACACCUUAACAAGGUACUCAUCCUCCUUUUGAAUCAUUUCCCGAGUUAAGUUCCCCAAAUAAAGCACCCUGAAUGUUUUCGGAAUAGCAUAUCCUAUUAUUUUCCACAAAUCUUUCCAAAUUAUAUUCCAAUAUUCUUUUAUAUUCAGGCAAGACCAGAAUAUAUGCAAGUGUCCCACGUCCUUAUAGCUACAUGCUCUCCAGCAUGGUUGUUGAGUGAAUAUAAUUUUUUUCUUUUGCAGAGGACUUAUAAAAAAACGUACUAUAUUUUUCCAAUAAAUUCUCUCCAAACCUUGGAGCUAGUGGAUGUGCUCUGUGUCUCACACAUCUUUGACCAUUCUCCCUCGGUUAUUUGUGCUUUGAGUUCUUUCUCCCAUUUUUCUUUAAUGUACAGAGAUGUGUGCGUCUGACAUGACAUGAGUGCUUAAAAGAUGUUCAGAAAUAACUUUGCAUUUUUUCCCAUCAUAAACUUUCUUGAAUACCUUGAUAAUCUCAUUUUCAGUUUCACCCUUGACCUCUUUGUCAUAGUAGUCUUUCAAUUGUAUAUAUCUAUAAUUGUCCUCCUCUUCCAAUCCAAAUCUCUGCUUCAAUCUUUCAAAACUCUGCAGCUUGCCGCCUUCCACCACUUUAGUUAUUGCCGUUAUGCCUCUUUUUGCCCACCUCCUAAACCCUUUAUCAUUUAAUCCUGGUGUAAAAGUUUCAUCAAAUGCGAACCAACUCAGAAUUUUUGUUUCCCUUUCCAGAUUGUGCCUUUCCACCAGUUUUCCAUAUAUCCAUUGUAUUCUUAGUUAUCUCCCCCAGUUGGUUAUGCAGUAUUUUAAUCUGUUCCUUGUGUGCUAUUAAAUUCCGCAUCUCAAUAUUUGUUUUUCCUAAUUCAAUAUCUUUCCAUUUUGCAGAGUAACCUUCCUUGCACUAAUAAACCAAAGGUCUGAUUUGUGCUGCAAAGAAAUAUUCUUGCAGAUUUGGCAAUGACAAUCCACCCUUCUCCUUUGGCAGCUGCAGAGUCUUGAACUUUAUUCUUGGUCUUUUACCCCUCCAAAUGAACCGCGAGAUCCACUUGUCCCAUUCUACAAAUUGUUUUUUUGGAACUUUCACUGGCAGAGAUUGGAACAAAUACAAUAGUCUUGGCAAAACAUUCAUUUUGACCACUUCUAUCCUUGAACUCAGAUCAGUAACCAUAUCCGACCACCUCUCCAAGUCUUUUCUUAUUUCUUGGUUGAUUUUUGUAUAAUUUGCUUCAUAUAAAUUGUCCAUUCCCUUCGCUAUAUUCACACCAGAGGUUGCGCUAGACAUUUUCGUUGUCUGUCAUUUUGACUGACAGGGUCAUAAAAAUCCGGUCAUAGUCUAUUUUUACCCGUCACUUAAAUUUUUAAAAUGAUAAUGAUGACAUAUUCAAUAGUAUUUAGUUUUCAUUCAUUUUUAAUUAAUAUUGUAACGCUUGCUUGGCGGCGAAAAAUUAGACACGGAAGUCGUGGUAUUUUUCUCCCUUUUUACUCUGCUUACCGCCAACAACUCCGCCCCCAAAGAAAAGGAGGCAACGAUAUAGACCCCAAUCACCAACGUCACACAAUGAUCUUAAUUGUGGUUGUCAGCCCAAAAAUCUUCUAAAUAUAUAUUAAAUGCAUCUUACCAGAUAUAAAAAGACUACUACAUAGUCUGUGGUGAUCGUUUGGUGCCCAAAUUUCUUGUCGAAUUACAGCAGUCCAUCUCGCUCUCAUCUUCGCGUCUCUCAGAAUACGGUAGAACUUCAAGUCUCUCCGUCUAUCUUCUCUGUUACAGCAACCAACCGCCACACACGCCUUCACCAUUUUGAUUAUUAAUAUUAACGAGCAGAAAAACACGCCGUAAUAGGAGGCAUGUACGUAGCGGUAAUGUAUAAACAUGACGGGCUGACACACAAUAUGGCGGCUCCGGUCAGGGGGGCGGAGUUGUGAUGUCAUGUGAUUGGGGUCUAUACACAGGCGGGAAUCUUGUCCAUCAAUUGGAUGACGCACUGGCACACCGGGUGCACCAAUAAGAACCUCGCGUUGAUGUGUCAAUCACGGUGCCGCCGCCAGACCCCGGUUACGCUACAAUAUUCUGACAGAAUAGCCAACGACGUCAUGCAUUAAGAGAGACAAUAGCUAAUUAAUAUGCUAACUCGCCACCCUGUGGUCUGGGGUGUGAAUUGCAACCUGUCAAAAUGACUGACGGACUUCAGUUUUUUCCGUCACCGUUUUAAAAAACCGGUCAACGACGGAAAAUUUCCGGUUAACGCGACCCCUGAUUCACACCCAGGUAUUUUAUUGAUCCAGCUGUCCAAUUUAUUUUAUACAUAUCAUUUAUUUCCUGUGGUGGCACAUAGUUUAUUGUCAAUAUUUGAGUUUUGGAGAUAUUGACCUUAUAUCCCGAGUAUUUCCCGUAAUCCUCCAGUAGUCUCAUCAACUUUGGUAAGUUUUCAUUUGGUUGUCGCAGGUAGACCAAAAUGUCAUCUGCAAACAAUCCUAUUUUAUGCUCUUCCCUUCCAAUUGUCACUCCCUUGAUAUUACCCUGUUGUCUUAUCAUUUGUGCUUAUGGUUCAAAGACCAACGCAAAAAGAGUUGGGGAAAGGCCACAUCCCUGCCUCGUCCCUCGUGCCAAUUUGAAAUUUCCAGUCAGGCUGCCAUUUAUCUUAAUUCUUGCAUGUGGGUCCUGAUAUAGGGAUCUAAUGCAAUUAAUAAAUCUUUCAUCAAAACCAAAUUUUUGCAUUACUGUAAAGAGAAAGGCCCAAUUAACACUGUCAAAGGCCUUUUCCGCGUCUAUGCUUACCAAGAUUGCACUUUCUCCUUUAUUUUGUAUUUCCUCCAUGAUAAGGAGUGUCCUUCUAAUAUUAUCUUGUGUUUGUCUUUCCCUGAUGAAGCCUAUCUGGUCUUCAUCUAUCAAAUCAUGCAUAAAUGUCUCCAUUCUCUUCGCUAUUAUUGAUGUAUAUAGUUUAUAGUCCACAUUCAAAAGUGAAAUGGGCCUGUUGUUACAACAUUGCUCUCUAUCUUUACCUUUAGGAAUAAUUGAAAUGAUGGCUUCUUUCCAGGAGGGGGGGGGGGUUUUCCUGUCCUAAGAGUAUAAUUAAAUGAACACUGUAAAACUGGAGUUAACUCCUCUCUGAAUGUUUUAUAAAAAGAAGCCCCAAAUCCAUCUGCACCUGCCGAUUUUCCUGGUUUUACUUGGCUUAUUGCCUUUUGUAUCUCCCCCAUUGAAAUUUCCGAUAUCAACAUCACAUUUUGUUUUAUGCCUAUCUUUGGUAAAUCCAAAUUAUCUAAAAAUUUGGUCAUAUAUUCUCCUCCUUCCGACCACGGUUGAGAAUAUAGUUUACGAUAAUAGUCUUCAAAUAUUUCUCCAAUUUCCUCAGGGUCAUAUGAAAUUUUAUUGGUUAUUGGGUCCCUCAUUUUAUGGAUACCAUUUAACUCUUGUUGUCUCGUAACACGCCUUGCCAAUAUUUUGGUUGCUUUUGAUCCUCCCUCAUAGUAAGUUUGUUUAAGGAAUCUUGCCUUUUUUUCCACCUCAUCCAGAAAAAUAUGAUCAAUGUUUUUUCUAAUCUUCUUCAUCUCGUUACACAAAUCUGGAUCAUUCGUCUCUUUAUGUUGUUGUGUGUUGUGUUCAAUCUGGCCCGUUUUGUGAAUGUGGCGUACGAGAUCAGCCUCCCUCCAAGUACUGCUUUUAGGGCAUCCCAAAAAAUUACUGGAUCCACCUCCCCAUUAUCAUUAUCUUUCCUAUAACUAUUUAUUUCCCCUUUAAUUUGUUCAACCAAGUCUUUGUUGUUCAAAAUACCGUCAUUAAGUCUCCAUAAUGUAUUUCUCCUUCUAUUGUUCAAGUGAAUUUUCAGAUAAAUUGUGCUAUGAUCUGCUAUGUCCGUCACUCCUAUUUUACAUUCUCUCACUCUAUGCAUACCCCUUUUAUUCAUAAGAAAGAAAUCAAUUCUGGAAUAUACUCCAUGUGCAGCUGAAUAGUGAGUGUAAUCUCGAGUCUCUGGGUGCAGUUUUUGCCACACAUCUGAAACAUCCAUUAGUGACAUCAUUCUAUUCAUAUACUUAUUAAUUUUGUGUUUCUUAUUUCUCUUUACACUUGUCGUAUCCAGUUUGUAGUUCAAUAUCACAUUAAAAUCACCCCCACAUAGUAAGAUUCCUUCCAUUUCCAAAUUUAUCAUAUCAAAAAUCUUCUCAUACACCUUUUUGUCACUUUCUGGAGGGGCAUAUAUGUUAAACAGUGUCACCAAUUGAUUUUCUAAUUUCCCUAUUACCAUGAUGUACCUUCCCUUCUUAUCUCUAAUUUCCUUUUUCAGUUCAAACUGCACCUUGUUAGAAAUCAAUAUCAUCACUCCCCUCUUGUGAUUUUGUCCAUAUGAGCUGGAGAAUGAGUUACUGUAACUUAACUUUUUAUAUGUUUCAUGCUCUUCCCGUGUUAGGUGUGUUUCCUGGAGAAA
This is a messenger RNA of Corythoichthys intestinalis (scribbled pipefish), 6988 nucleotides long. Its product is annotated as RING finger protein 122-like. Gene Ontology annotation, molecular function: zinc ion binding. The transcript is spliced from 6 exons. NCBI's taxonomy places the organism in Eukaryota, Metazoa, Chordata, Actinopteri, Syngnathiformes, Syngnathidae. The record is from RefSeq and is a predicted model, not a curated record. The coding region runs from base 903 to 1373 and encodes 156 amino acids.